Molecule: messenger RNA, 1299 nt
Organism: Cordyceps militaris CM01
Lineage: Eukaryota; Fungi; Ascomycota; Sordariomycetes; Hypocreales; Cordycipitaceae
Product: lectin family integral membrane protein, putative
Exons: 2
Coding region: 1-1299 (432 amino acids)
Biological process (GO): endoplasmic reticulum to Golgi vesicle-mediated transport; endoplasmic reticulum organization; Golgi organization
Cellular component (GO): Golgi membrane; endoplasmic reticulum-Golgi intermediate compartment; endoplasmic reticulum membrane
Molecular function (GO): D-mannose binding
Source: RefSeq, a predicted model, not a curated record
AUGCGCACUGUUUCUAUGGUCCUGGCAGCUCUUGCUGCUGGGUUGGGCCAGGCACAGUUUCUCAUCAACGAGCUGAGCUUUGGUAUAGACUCCAAACUCAGCCAUGACGAGUCGCCGGGCACCAUCCCGCACUACCACGUCAACGGCCAGCCGAACCGCCCCGACGUGCUCUCCAACAAGGUCAUCCUGACGCCCAUGGGCCUGGGAAACCAGCGUGCCUCCAUCUGGGGCGAGCGCACGCUGCAGCGCGACGACUGGGUCGCCGAUAUUGACGUGCGCGCCAACGGCCCCGAGCGCGCCUCGGGCAACCUCAACAUCUGGCUUGCCAAGGACGGCCGCGCCGCCGUCCAGGAGAACAGCGUCUACACGGUCGGCCGCUUCGAGGGCCUGGUCCUUGUCAUUGACCAGUACGGUGGCUCCGGCGGUAUGCUGCGCGGCUUCCUCAACGACGGCACCAAGGACUUCGCCCGCCAGACCAACCUCGACUCCCUGGCGUUUGGCCACUGCCAGAUCAGCUACCGCAACCACGGCCGCCCCUCGCAGAUCAAGGUGCACCACAGCGGCGGCAACUUCAAGGUCGAGUUUGACGGCCGCAAGUGCUUCGAGAGCAGCAAGAUUGCCAUCCCGCAAGGCUACACCUUUGGUAUUACGGCCGCUACGCCAGAGAACCCCGACUCGUUUGAGAUUUUCAAGCUCGUCGUCAUGAGCGAGACGGUGGAUCCCCGCCACGCACAGAACCAGCAGCAACAGGGCGGCAACAACAACCAGAACAGCAACCAACAGGCCGAGCCCGGCGGUUUCGACAACCCCGAAGACGCCUUUAGAAAGGCUAUCCCCGACGAGAGCGCCGAGGUUUUCCAGACAUCGACCCGGCAGUUUGCCGACCUGCACAAUCGCCUGCAGUCAACAUACCACCAGCUGGCCGCCGUCUACCGGUCCGUGACGGCGCACCACGCCGUCGACGAGCAGCGCCACAGGGAGGUGCAGGACAUGGUUAGUAACAUCCGCGCCGACCUCAAGCGUCUCGACAAGGUCGACAGCCUCCAGCGCACCGUCGAGUCUCUGCAGCGCGACGUCGCCAGCCUGCGCGACGCCCUCGACCGCCGCAUCAGCUCCCACGAGAACACCUUUCGCGGCGCCCUCACCGACCACCACCGCCUGCUCUCCGAGCGCAUGAUGGACAGCAUUCCUGGCCACGGCAAGCUCAUCUUCAUCCUGGUCGGCACGCAGGUCGUCUUGGCGGGUGUCUACAUCGUCUACAAGCGCCGCAAGAUGGCUAGCCCAAAGAAGUAUCUGUAG